Molecule: messenger RNA, 2434 nt
Organism: Cladophialophora immunda
Lineage: Eukaryota; Fungi; Ascomycota; Eurotiomycetes; Chaetothyriales; Herpotrichiellaceae
Product: glycolate oxidase, subunit GlcD
Exons: 3
Coding region: 85-1875 (596 amino acids)
Biological process (GO): lactate catabolic process
Cellular component (GO): mitochondrion
Molecular function (GO): D-lactate dehydrogenase (cytochrome) activity; D-lactate dehydrogenase (NAD+) activity; FAD binding
Source: RefSeq, a predicted model, not a curated record
AGCCAACCUCUCCUGGUUACAACUGCAAGAAAGUGCUCAGAUCACGCAUAUUUCUGCCUAAGUUACUACACCUUCAAUGUUCCAAUGGAAAGGGCCAGACUGUGCUCGGACUUGCUUAGAGUAUGGGCUGAAAGUGCCCCCAUGAAAAGACUUUUCGCCACACCGCGUUUGGUUUAUGGGCCUCGUGCGCCUCGACCUCGACAAGCAGCCACAAGAGUAUGCUAUUCGACCAGAGCUUCAGCAGCAGAGUCGCUGGCAAAACCGAAUCUUCCUCUAUGGACCACCAGUAGAGUUCUGCUGCUUGGAGGGGCGCUGGCCUCAAUUGGGUACGCCGUGGGAGUCACUGAUGCAGGGAAUCACGCCGAUGAGCUGCUGCCCCGUCGACCUAAACCUCCCAGGUACGCGAGCAAGAAGGAUAUGGAGAAGGCCAUCAUAGAGCUUCGUGAAGUUCUAGGGGAGGAUGCGAUCAGCACGGAUGACGAGGAUCUCCAAUCACAUGGCUAUUCCGAAUGGUCUUCGAUCAACAUUGAUCAAUUGCCAGUUGCAGUGGCCUACCCUAAAACGACGGCAGAGGUCUCCCAGAUUGCCAGAAUUGCUUCAAAAUACAAGGUUCCAAUGAUUCCCUACUCUGGAGGUUCUUCAUUGGAGGCCAACUUUGCCGCGCCUUUUGGGGGUUUUAGUAUCGAUUUUGCCUUCAUGGACCAAAUCCUAGCCAUCCAUCCAGAGGAUAUGGACGUCGUGGUCCAACCCGCCAUUCAGUGGAUGGACCUGAAUGAUAAGCUGCAGCAUACCGGUCUCUUCUUCCCAGUGGAUCCUGGCCCUUCGGCAAAAAUCGGUGGCAUGAUCGGCACAUCCUGCAGCGGCACCAAUGCGUUUCGUUAUGGCACCAUGAAAGACUGGGUUCUGAACGUGACUGUCGUUCUGCCAGACGGUCGAAUCAUCAAGACCCGUAAAAGGCCACGCAAGACAGCAGCAGGCUACAACUUGACAGGUCUCUUUGUCGGCGCGGAGGGUACCCUUGGGAUCGUGACGGAGGCCACCCUGAAAUUGGCAGUCAUUCCCCAGGAGACAAAAGUCGCCGUCGCCACGUUUCCCACAAUCCGUGAUGCAGCAGCAGCAGCUUCGCAGGUGAUCCGUGCAGGCGUUCCUGUUGCCGCGAUGGAGAUCAUGGACGACGUGCAAAUGUCGGUGAUCAACCGCGCAGGAGGCACAAAUCGGACAUGGAAAGAAGUGCCUACCAUCUUCUUCAAGUUUUCAGGCACGACUGCGGGGGUACAGGAUAAUAUCAAGCUCACCACUCAGAUCGCGAAGAAGAACAAGGGCGGUGAUUUCAUCUACGCAAAAGACGACCGAGAGGCCCAUGAUUUGUGGAAGGCUAGAAAAGAUUCGUUGUGGAGCAUGCUCUCUUUGCGCCGAGACGGCGACGAAGUCUGGUCUACUGACGUCGCGGUCCCGAUCUCACGGUUGCCCGACAUCGUCGAGAUCACGAAGAAGGAGAUUGACGAUUUGGGCCUUUUCGCAAGCGUGCUCGGGCAUAUUGGAGACGGCAAUUUCCACACAUCCAUCCUGUACAACCGCCAAGAUCCAAAGGAGAGGGAGCGUGUUGAACAAGUCGUCCACAACAUGGUCGACCGAGCUCUUGAAAUGGAAGGCACAUGCACUGGCGAGCACGGCAUCGGGCUGGGCAAAAAGCAAAGCCUGAUAGACGAGUUGGGCCUCGAGACCAUUGGCGUGAUGCAGACUCUCAAGCGCAGCCUGGACCCGUACUGGCUGAUGAACCCAGGAAAGAUCUUUGACGCCGUGAACGAGGAGAACACCAAGAGUCAGCCGGAAGCCACGGCGGCUUCAACACUGGAGAGGCCGAAAGGCAAAUAAGCAGAUACCAAGGCGUGCAGUAGCGACAUGGCAAAUUGUGCACGAGCUCGUUUUGCAUCAUGCGCGGCUUGAUUUUCUCUAGCGAGGCUCCAUGUCGUCCAUCAUGUCCAUCUUUUGGGGUUUCUUUUGGGUAUGGGAGCAACAAAAUUUGUCCAUUUCUUGAUAAUGACCAUCAAAGUUGCUGCAGUCGUCUAUCAGCGGCAAAGUGGCAAUGUGACAAUGUUGUUGGCCUCCUCUGCUCGGACGCAAGCAAAGUAUCCAUCGCCAAUUGUCAAUCCACCUGGCUGCCAUGACCACUUGUUCAAGAUGUCGUCGUUGCACUCGGACUUUUCCAACUUGCCUCGCCUAUUUCCUCCGUGUUGCCCAAGCGAUAAGAUUAGAUGGCCUUGUUGGCAUUCUGGUGCUUGGAUCAGUCCAACCAUCCAACAGAUCACCCAUCCUUUCGUCUCCCGCUUUGCGCCCACCGUUCUUCGCCUUCUCCAUCCUGGUCCUCAUCCUCUGCCGAUGCAUCCCUGCUUAUCGAAGUCUGCCUACUCCUGUCGUCAGAACCAUUUCUCCC